AUGGAAAAUUCGUCUGAAAGCGAAAAGACAGAGGUCAUUCGAAGGACUUACAGCCACAAGUUGCCAGGGGAGCACUUGUAUGACGACAUUCUGUUCUUCGGCUACACCCCAGCAGAUGUCCUGGAUGCUGUGAAGGAUUUCGAAGUGCGCGAUGAUGACGUUUUCAUAGCAACCUACCCAAAAGCAGGUACAACGUGGCUUCAGGAACUCACAUGGCUUAUAAUGCAUGAUGGGAAUUUCGAAGAAGCGUAUCAAAAACCGGUCUAUUUCCGGUCGCCAUUUUUGGAAUUCAAAGACGAAGUCCUAAACGAAAUUGGCCUUGAUAUAGCAGCACAACUCCAGCCCCCGAGGAUUAUCAAGAGUCACUUGCCAGUGACACUGAUGCCAAAUCAAAUACAAAACAGAAACUGUAAGACGCUGGUGUUGUUCCGGAACCCCAAGGACGUCUGCGUGUCUUAUUACCACUUCUACCGCGCCAGCUCUUCUUUUGGGAACUUCCGGGGUUCAUGGGAAGAGUUCAUGUAUAUGUUCCUGGACGGAUACGUGGACCACGGUUCCUGGUUCGAAUAUACAAAAGGGUGGUGGGGGAGACGUGAAGACCCCAACACAAUGCUGGUCUUCUACGAGGAUUUGAAGCGUAACCUUCGAAUGGAGGUCGACAAACUGUGCGCGUUCCUGGGGAAGCCACUUCCGGUUCCGGUGCGCGAGGAGAUCGCGCGUCACUGUCGCUUUGAGAACAUGAAGCAGAACCCGAUGACGAACCACAUGGACGUGUAUUCCAUAGACAGCAAUAUAUCGCCCUUGUUACGGAAAGGUGAGGUGGGCGACUGGAAGACCAUAUUCACGGUGGCCCAGAGCGAACAGUUCGACAAAUUUUGCACGGAUGAGCUGGGACAUCUAGACAUCCCCUUCCGCUACACGCUUCAUUAAACGAGUUCUCCCCUCAGAAGCAACGUGAAAUUGCAAACCGCUUAAAACCAUUACAGCCUGUCAGUUACUCGCAAUCUGUUCAGGUUUUAUGUUGUUGGCUGCUCAUCAGAAACUUAGGUUUACAAAUGAAUCCUUUACAACUUAAAUUUAAUACGAAAUGUCUUAAUAUUUAAUUCGGUUUCUCAUGGACUACACACGCAUCCAAGUGCGUAUCUAAGGGUUAAACGAGUUUCCGAGUGUUCGAGGGUUGGGCUUGGCCAUUCACGCAUCGCUUGACCAGUAUGCGGGGAGUCGUGGGUCAGAUUCUCGGGCUACAAGCUACACGAGACACGUUUUGGGGCGUAGGACUGGUGCUGGUUUUAUAAAUAUUGUGAAAAUGUGGUUCGAAUGUCCUGCAAAAACAUACCAGCCGUUACAAACAAACAUUUAGCUGGUUUACAAAGGCGAAACACUCUACGGCAUAUUUACAUUACGGCAUAACUGUCGAUGCAACAUAAAUGCUAAGAAUUUACAUAUAAAGACUUAUGUUAAGUCUUUGUAUUUCGGUAUCUUGGACAUGUAUGAAAUGUUCAUAUUCAGAUGUUUCUCAACCAAUUGAAAUCAGUCGUAGCUUCUGUCAACGUUUUCGACCAUUGACUCGACAGAACUCCAUAGUUAGCCUUUGAUACUUUAAAGAUCGUGAGCCUGUAACAGAAUGAAGCGAAUGUGGCGAUUCUAUCCAGAUACCAAGUGCUUCAUUGUGCGAGCGUUCCUUCAAACCCAAAAUGCCAAUUGCCUCAAAGUUUAACCCAUUUAUGCCUAGCGUCUAGAAAAAAAGGCAAACAGCAUGAUGCGGCGGCUCACCAGGGUCUGCGCUGUUUUCUCAAAAGAAUUUCUGUAAGAAAUAUUCUAAAUAUAGAAAUAAAUAUACUAGAUAUCCCUAAUUUUGGUAAUAAAUUGAUCCAAUUUAGAAGGAUGGGAGCGUCCACUAGGCAUAAAUGGGUUAAUAGACUAGCAACCGUUCACUGUGCCCGACAUCACUCUGGAUCAGCAGACGAUUUAUUUCAAGGAGCAUUCUUACGGAGUGUUCCGGAUGCAGUCGAUGUAUCACGAUUGUGCAUUACAUGGAUCGGAUUCGCCAGAAAACUUUGGUAAUGAAGUCUGGUCUUGCAACAGUUUACAAUAUUUUGUAGGCGAUAAUAAUAUCCGCAAGCUCUUCUCAUAGUUUAUACAAUGCUAAAUGCAAAUCAUCUAAGACGCUUUCUGUGAAAACUUGGCUUAAUAUAUACGCGUAAAGUAUCGUCCCAGAUAAGCCUUGCAGUUCGAACAGGAUAAUUAGGGACGACGGUUUCCGCCUAGACUGGUUGUUCGUUUUGAAGAGACUUUCUUUAACCCUUUGCAUGCUGGGAAUUUGUCGUCUGCUAAAAUGUUGUCUGCUGAAUUUUAAAAAUUAGCAUUUUCUUCGAUUUUUUUUCAAAGAAUGCUAUCAGAAUAGCUAACAGUUUGGAUUCUGAUGAAACGCCACGUUCUGUGGCAUCUCAUCUUGAUCCAAACUGUUUGCAAGGACCUUUAAAAUUUGGUUCCAGCGCUGAAAGGGUUAAUCGAACAAGUCCAAAAUCGCGGUAAGUGUAGUCCAUAUAUUAGACUGUGCGAACUGAACAGACUUAUCUGGGACGCUUCUUUGUGUAAAAUAUUUAAGCCCGUUUUUUUUAACAGAGCGCGCCUCAUUUGAUUAUAUUAUUUCUAAUCUAUGCAUUUGUAUUUAAUAUUUUAUAGUUAAUGGAUCGGGCACCAAUGCAAUCUUUGGCAACGUUGAACAAUAGUAUUUGCUCCACCUACAUUCCGAAAGCUAGACCACUUAAAGUACUUGUAUCCCCGGUGUUGUUUGCGUCGAUUCUUUCUGUUAGAUCAUAGUAGAUUUGAAUAAUGUACUCAAGUCUUACUGUAUGCGUAUAUUGUAUGAUCGUUGUUGUGAUGGUGUCCGUAUUGAUGUUUUACA
Dreissena polymorpha is the source of this 2908-nucleotide messenger RNA. Its product is annotated as sulfotransferase 1A3-like. Bases 1 to 930 code for a protein of 309 amino acids. Gene Ontology annotation, biological process: sulfation. Gene Ontology annotation, cellular component: cytoplasm. The transcript is spliced from 6 exons. Gene Ontology annotation, molecular function: sulfotransferase activity. The record is from RefSeq and is a predicted model, not a curated record. NCBI's taxonomy places the organism in Eukaryota, Metazoa, Mollusca, Bivalvia, Myida, Dreissenidae.